Syngnathoides biaculeatus (alligator pipefish) is the source of this 5447-nucleotide messenger RNA. RefSeq lists its product as uncharacterized. NCBI's taxonomy places the organism in Eukaryota, Metazoa, Chordata, Actinopteri, Syngnathiformes, Syngnathidae. Bases 744 to 3479 code for a protein of 911 amino acids. The transcript has 2 exons. The record is from RefSeq and is a predicted model, not a curated record.
AUGUUGCACAAAAAAAGCACCUUAAAUGCUGUAAUUGGACGCUAACUUGGAUGAUGGUCCAUACAGGUACAACAUCCCGGUGUGUUCGUCUAUCCUGCUCGUCCAAGAGCGGUAAAAACGGAUCAUCGUCCACCAGCAUAAGCCGCUUAAUAAACGGAACGUCGUUCAUUAUAAUAAUAAUUUAAGAUUGGCCUGAGCUACAACCCAAACAUAUCGCACGAUAGUGCAUCAAUUUAUAGAUGGUUACAGGGGUUUCCAUCCUUCACUAAAUUCGGCGUCAUUUAAUACGCCCCACUAGUUUACUCUGGUUAUUGUCGCAUUUUCUCAGGCACUUUCAGUCACCACACAGGAAAAGAAAAACAUAAAGAGAAACAAUUAACCACAAGGCGCCGCCAUUGCUCCAGGUAAAACAAUCUUGUCCUGGAACUAUGAUAACAAACGUCACCAUGGGGAUCUAGGCAGUAACCCUGGAUCUCAUCACCAUGACGUCAUCACAAAGCUUAUUAGACACAUGACUGUGAUGUAGAGCCAUGUCCCCCUUUUCUGGCUGUCAUCAUGGCUAAACCUGACUGUGGGCUAGAGUCAUUUUACUCUGGCGAUCCCAUCCUCACAAAUCAUCGUAGCGAUAGAACGAUGUACUAGAGCCACAACUGCCGGGACCUCGACCCAAGAUUGAAAUAAGUGGGGGCAAAAAGGCUAGUCGGCCCCAAUGCGGCACUGAACCAAGCCAAAGGGAAAGGAAAAUGGAUCCCCCGGAGAACAAUUACUCCCUAAAGCAAAACGUGCAACUCCUACAGUAUCAGACGGAGAAGUUCAGACAGUUGUGGACUAAGGGGAGCGAGUGUUUCGAAGAGCUCAAGCAUUACUACAUCCAGCUCAAUGAGGAGUGGCAAACCCAGUGGCUGAAUCGGGAGGAGACCAUCGCCUCCUACCUGAGACACCUGGAGCUGGACUACAUCAAACUGUUAGAGGAAUACGCCAAACUGUACAACACACGGGACGCCAACGAGAGGAUUUUACUGAAAACCAACGCUGACUUACACAAGUGUAAUGUCGAGCUCAAGCAAUACCACGUGCAGCUUAACGAAGUCUGGCAAACCCGCUGGAUCAAACGGGAGAAGAGCAUCGCCUCGCAAGUCAGCUAUCUGGAGGCAGACAAUAGAAUGCUGGUGAUGGAAAAAGCAGAGGUGUCCCACCGCAUGAAGGCCAACGAGAAAAUGUUCUUGAAAACCAAGGCCGAACUGUACAAAACGAGCUUGGAGCUGGAGAAACUGAAAGCCUCCAAAGACUCUCUGUCGUUGGAAAUGUCUGAAAAGGAGUUGAACUGGAAGGGAGAGAAGGACAAACUGCUCAAAGAACGACAGGAAUUUCUAGAAAACGUCAAGCAGUUUGAGCGCUUGAUCCUGCGUGUGGAGAUUGCUGUCAGAACGAUGGAGGAAUGGACAAAACUGAAAAAGGGGGACAAAAGAGCCAAGAAUGAGGACCAAGACUGUGUCAUGGAGCAGGAUGGAAUAAGGGAAGGAGGCGAUGACAAUCUAGCAGAGAGAGACAACAGCAAUAGCGAGGCCAGUCAUGAAGAGGACAAGGAAGAGGUCGACAUAGAGGACGAAGAGGAACAAGACGACGAGGAAGCCAUGGACAAAGUGGAAGAGAGUGGUGAGGAGGAAGAAGAGAGUGGCAUGGACGAAGAGAGUGACGAGGAUGAUGACAAGAGUGAUGAGGAGGAAGAGAGUGAUGAGGAAGAAGAGAGCGACGGGCAAGAAGAGCCUUACGAGGAGGAAGAGAAUGCCGGCGAGCAGGACUGCGAAGGCGAUGAUGAAGAGUGGGAAGAUUGUGACGACGACGAGUGGGAAGACUGCGACGAUGAACAAGAGGAGGAGUACCAGGAGGAGGAAGAUGAUGAACAAGAGGAAGAGGGGGAAGAUGGUGACCAGGAGGAAGAGGACGAGGGUGACCAGCAAGAAGAUGGGGAAGAAGAGGAAGACCAGGAGGAUGGAGAAGAGGAUGAGCAAAAGGACAAGGAAGGGGAUGAUGGUGACCAAGAAGAAAAGGUUGACCAAAAAGAUGGAGAACAGGAAGAGGAUGACUCAAAGGGGGGAGUAGAUCGUGAUCAAGAAGAAAAGCAAGCAGAAGAUGACAAUAAUCUUGACAAACCGGGUCAAGAGGACACCACGGAGGAGGUGAAAGAAGAUGAUAGCAAGGAGGGUGAAGAUGGUCCUAAACCGGAUGAAGAGCAAGAGGGGAAAGAGACAGACAAGACAGAGGAAGGGCUGAGUGAAGAGAGUCCCAAUGAAGAUGGGAAAGAGAAGGGAGAAGAAGAGGGGAAAAAGGAGGAAGAAAAUGAGCCAGGUUCUGGAAGUGUCACUGAGGAAAAAGAGAGUGACAAGGCGGAGGGAGAGGAAGACGGGAAAGAGAGUGAAGAGGGUGAGAAAGAGGGUGCAAAGGAAGAGGGAGAGAGUGUGACUGAGGAGACGAAAGGAGUGGAGGAUGAGAGCGUGAAGGAGGAUGAGGGGAGCGUCAGCGAGAUGAGAGAGGCUGACGAGAAGACAGAUGGGGAGGAGAGUGUCACAAGAGAUGGCAAAGAGAUGGGUGAGGAAGAGAGUGUCAUGGUAAACGAGGAGCCAGUCACCGAGGCGACGCAGGGGGGUGAGGAAGAGAGUGUUUCGAGUGAUGCCAAAGAGAGUGAGGGAGGUGACAAAGAGAGUGCGAAGGAAGCAGAGGGAGAGAGUGUAGAAGAGAGUGAAAAGUCAGAGGACGGCACUCCCAAGGAACAAGAGGGGAGGGACGGUGCCGGCGGCGAGCAGAGGGGGAGUGACCAAAAGGACGAGAGAAAGGAAGAGAGUGCCAAAGAGGACGGGGAAACUGUUGUUGAGGGGGAAGAUGACGUGCCGAAAGAAGGGGAACAGGAGGGGUUGAAGGAACAGAUUGCCAAAGAAGACGGAAGUCAGAGUGACAAGAUGGAGGAGAGUGACAAAAAGGAAGAGGCAAAGGAAGACAGUGCCAACACGAAAGCGAGUGUUGAUACCGAGGGGAAAGAGAGUGACACAAAGGAGGAACAGAAGACGGAGGGUGCCAAAGGAGUCGAGGAAGAGAUUCUUACUGAGACCUUAAAGAGUGACACGUUGGAGGAAGUCAUGGAGGGUAGUUCAGGGACGGAGGAGGCGAGAGACAGUUCAAAGGAGGAGAGGAGUGAUAGCAGUGUGAAAAUGUGUGUCAGGGUGGCGGAGGACAGAAAAGAGGAAGAGGGCAUCACACCAAAGGAGGGCGAGAGAAGAGAAAGCUACUUUGAAAGAAUGAUCAGCCGCCUCACCGAGAAAGACAAGGAGGAGAGGCGAGAGCGGGUGAGGCGAGAGGAGGAGCGGCUCGAACGGGAGAAGAGAGACCGUGGGAGUCGGGAAGAGGAGAGCGAAGAGGACGAGAGGUGGAGAAAAGAACGCAGGAAGGAAGACGAGGCCGGGGAGGGGGAGGAGAGGGACUGACCAGCAAAAGAGGUCAGGUGGCACCAAGUGGAAGAUAAGGAAGUGCGCGAAACGAGCGGGCAUCUCCCAGGACCACUAAGUCUUGUCACUGUUCAUGCCCACCAACAGAUGAUUUUUUUUUCUUUUUCUCAAAUUUUUACACCUCUUUCGCGCGAUUCAGACAUUGCAGCCUCCCGCCCACGUUUCCCCACUGUGAAAGUUGGAGGCUUCUUUUGGUGAUCUGUAAUCACUUUUCCAAUCUGCCUGGAGGAGGGGAAAAAAAAGGAAAAAAAAAGAAAUCUAAUUUGACAAUGAGGUAAUGAACCCGUGAAGCCAUUAUCUUUAGAUAAACCGUUUCAAAAGACUGGUUGAACACUGAUGGAAAUUCUAUUCAACAUCGCUGGGCUGAUUUCUCUAUUUGGUGUGGGAAGAAGGAGCCCUUUCCACGAUUGAGAAUUUACGUUCAGUAUUUAAAGUUACCAGUUAUCAUUAUUCCAAGGAGUGUCAGACCUCUGAGCAAUACCUAACUAUAGAAAAGACACAGUCCGAGACUAUUGGCGGAUAAAGCCGACGAAUACCUCUUUCCAAAUACCCGAUUCCCUUGAUGUCAGAGUCCGGUAGCCUUCGAUCAAAACUUUUGGAUUUUGAUUAUUAUUACUAGCCUUGCAUCGCUGCAGAUCCAGAUUUUGCUAGUCUGUGAGGAUAACGUCUUGGAAAAUGGACGGAUGCACGUGGUCCUCUGACCAUUUGACCCAAAUCACAAUCCUCCACACCGCCCCGAGAACCAGAUCUUAGUAUUUCCAUUGCACACAACCAAAAUCUCCCAUCCAAUCAUUCAACAAGCAGUUGUUGAUAGUCUCGUGGUAUUUAUCAAACUCAGUUCAGAACCAACGAAACAUCAGACAUUCCCAAACCUGGUUUGUGAGGGAUGCUGUUCUUAACCACUCGGAAUUCUCCUUGGUAAAAUCCAUCAACCUGUUUUUGCCAAUAACCAAAACUGUCCGCUCUGGGGAUUCCCAACUACUGUAUUUGGAGUCCAUAAAACACCUCCCAAAGGUGCACAGCAAGGAUCUGUACUCAGCCCCGUCCUCCAACUCCCUCUUCAAUGACAUAUUUGGUCAUGGCGUUCGCGGAUUACGCAAACAUUGGUGCAUUAUGGACAGAAGAGUUGAGAGGUGCAAAAACCUACUGUCUUGGAUUGUGGAGCUGCUGUAAUGUGGAAGACUUUUCAUUGUGGUCUGCCACCUACUUUUAAAAACAACGUCCAAAUAUCCACUAAGAUCCCGCCAAAAACGAGCGACUAUUCGCACACCGCCCUCAAUUUAUUCUCCUAGCAUUUGUUUAUCAUUUUUUUAUUGUUGUUGGAUAAAUGGACUGAAUUCAGAGUUGUCUUUGACUUUUACGGACACAAAUAAACAAUGUGAGCGAACAUUAAAUGUGGUUAUUACACAGGAAAAGGGAGAAAGGAAGCGCCGAUGUAAUGUUUAUGAAAGAACCUUGGGUCUUACCACGUGGCUAUUCGAGCUGUUUCAACCUGAAAUUACCCAUCAUGGCCCGGGGCUCCAAACACAUCAAUCCUGAAAUUUCGAAAUGUUCAAAUGUGAAAGCCCCGUGCGCUUCCAUGUGAUAUUUAUCAGCUUCUUGGAUGCAUGUCGGCCUUUAUUUGUUCCGCGCUUCCUUGUGUAUUCAUGACAUGAAUAAUGGCGGGGAUGCUAAUCAGACGGCAGACCCCAGAGCGGUCCCAGAGCGUCCCGCUGGAAAACCAAUCAUCCGCGUGGCCUUCUUAGCAAGCAACCGACCCUCCUCCAGACGAGAUUGCACUCGAGGAGCGCACCCUCUCCAUUUUGCAUAGUGCCGGACUAACCACAGGCACUGAUUAGAAGCAUCCUCCCCACUGAUACGCGGCGUUGUGUCUUGAUUUUAAUGAACUUCGCAUUAGUCUGGAGCCUCUCCGCACCACGUACACUUGCCUCUACUUGCCCCCUCGUA